UCCAGUUCCAGUCUGUCAGUUAGGGUUCCCUGAGCCUCGCAUCCUGAACAGCUGUCUACUGUGAUAACUUCACCUGCUUUAUAAACAAAAACAACUUGGCCAUGAGCGGAGAGCAUGGGCAUGGAAACUCUCAGGUCAAUUCUGGAUCUAAAGGAGGCGACACCCACAAACAUAAAGACAAGCACAAAGACAAGGAAUACAGACACAAAGACCACAAGAAAGACAAAGAGAGAGAGAAAUUCAAGCACAGCAACAGCGAACAUAAGGACCACUCUGAGAAGAAACACAGAGACAAAGAGAAGCUGAAGCACAGCGACAGCAGCGCAGACAAGCACAGGGAAAAACACAAAGAGAAAGACAAGGACAAAGAGAAGAGGAGAGAAGAGAAGAUCAGGUCAUCCCAUGUAGACAAGCCUAAAAAAGAGAAAGAAAAUGGAUAUGUAAGAGAUACAAGCCCUUCUGCCAUUAAGAGCGAGCCUGAAGAAGACAAUGGGUUCUACCCUUCUCCCCAACACAACAAGACCUCCAAACGGGAAUAUGAUGAUGAAGAAUUUGUAUACAAGCCCAAAAAGGUCAAGACAGAGCAUGACAAAAAGGCCAAGAAGAGGAAACAUGAGUAUGAAGAUGAUGAGGAGGAUGAGGACAUCAAGCCCAAAAAGAAGACAAAAGACAAGAAGGGAACAGAAGGAAAGAAAGCCAAGAAAGAAGAAGAGGAGAAGUGGAAAUGGUGGGAGGAGGAAAGAUCUACAGAUGGAUCCAAAUGGCGCUUCCUUGAGCAUAAGGGUCCAGUGUUUGCCCCUCCGUAUGAACCUAUGCCUGACAAAGUCAAAUUUUACUAUGAUGGUAAGCCUAUGAAACUCAGUGCUCCUGCUGAGGAGGUAGCUACAUUUUUUGCCAAGAUGUUGGAUCAUGAGUACACCACUAAGGACAUCUUCAGGAAGAACUUCUUUAAGGACUGGAGGAAGGAAAUGACAUCCGAGGAGAAGUCCAAGAUCACCGACCUGAACAAGUGCAACUUCAGUGAGAUGAAUGAAUACUUCAAGGCCCAAUCAGAAGCUAGGAAACAGAUGUCAAAAGAGGAGAAACAGAAAAUCAAAGAGGAGAAUGAGAGACUCCUCCAGGAGUACGGUUUCUGCUUAAUGGACAACCACAAGGAAAGGAUCGGAAACUUCCGCAUCGAGCCACCAGGCCUGUUCCGAGGACGAGGCGAUCAUCCGAAGAUGGGCAUGCUGAAACGACGCAUCAGACCUGAAGACAUCAUUAUUAACUGUAGCAAGGACUCGAAGCACCCUAAACCUCCCCCAGGAACAAAAUGGAAGGAAGUUCGCCAUGACAACAAGGUAACCUGGCUGGCAUCUUGGACAGAGAACAUUCAGGGCUCCAUCAAGUACAUCAUGUUGAAUCCUAGCUCCAGGAUCAAGGGGGAGAAGGACUGGCAGAAGUAUGAGACUGCUCGGCGGCUGAAGAAGUGUGUAGAUCGCAUUCGUAAUCAGUAUAGAGACGACUGGAAGUCAAAAGAGAUGAGGAUCAGGCAGAGAGCUGUGGCACUGUAUUUCAUAGACAAGCUUGCACUGAGGGCGGGCAACGAAAAGGAGGAAGGUGAGACAGCAGACACAGUUGGCUGCUGUUCGCUGCGGGUGGAGCACAUCAAACUGUACCCCAAGAUGGACGACCAGGAGUAUGUGGUGGAGUUUGACUUCUUGGGAAAAGACUCCAUCCGUUACUACAACAAGAUCCCCGUGGAGAAGAGGGUCUUUAAAAACCUCCAGCUGUUCCUAGAGAACAAGCAGCCUGAAGAUGACCUCUUUGACAGACUGAAUACUUCUAUUCUGAAUAAGCACUUACAGGAGCUGAUGGAUGGCCUGACGGCCAAGGUCUUUCGUACCUACAAUGCCUCCAUCACCCUGCAACAGCAGCUCAAAGAACUUGCCUGCCCUGAUGACAGCCUCCCAGCUAAAAUCCUGUCAUACAACCGUGCCAACCGGGCAGUGGCCAUCCUCUGUAACCAUCAGAGAGCUCCACCCAAAACAUUUGAGAAGUCCAUGCAAAACCUUCAGACCAAGAUCGACGAGAAACAGAAUCAACUGUCAGCAGCCAGGAAGCAGCUGAAGGCCGCCAAGGCUGAUCACAAGGCUUCCCAUGAUGACAAGAGCAAAAAGGCUGUGGAGUUGAAGCGUAAAGCUAUCCAGAGGAUAGAGGAGCAGCUGAUGAAGCUCCAGGUUCAGGCCACAGACAGAGAGGAGAAUAAGCAGAUUGCUCUGGGCACCUCCAAGCUCAACUAUCUGGAUCCACGCAUCUCUGUUGCUUGGUGCAAGAAAUGGGAUGUUCCCAUUGAGAAGAUCUACAACAAAACCCAGAGAGAGAAGUUUGCCUGGGCGAUUGACAUGGCUGAAAAGGACUAUGAGUUUUAAACACACUUAAUGUUUUACCUUUUCUAAAUAUGCCUUUGAUUGUAGAGAUGGUUUGUAGUGGAUGUCAAAUGAUUCCACUGUGUGGUUACUGCAGGGCUAUGAGGACAAAGCUUUGUUGGAACUGUGACCACAGUUUAAUAAUUGUGCUGUAUAUAUAUGAAUUGGCUGUGAAUAUAGGAAAAUAACUGCUAAACCAUUUGACCAAGCUGCUAAAGGGCAACUCACUUUUAAAAAACAAAAUGACAGUAGUGUGUAUGUAGCUGCAGCUGUCCACGAUCAAACACCUCUAAACACAUUAGUAUUAUAUUUAGUCAGACACAACUGUACUGAAAUUUGUAAGCCAUCAGACUUAUUGAGACAUUCUAUAUUGUCAUAGAAUAAUGAAAUAAUAAAUGUUUGUAUGGGAGACUGUGAAGAACGACGAGAGAUAAUAGGAUGCAUUUCAAUUUGUGGAAUUGUGUGAAAGAUUGGUACAAUAAAAUUACAGACUGAUGACAGUGUGAAGAAUAUAAAACUCUAGCACUAUGCUUAUAUAAUUAUUAGCACACAUGUCAUCUUUUUUGCAUUAAGUUUGAUUAUGUUGUUUAUUUCAGGGAUGUACAUAUUUUAGUCAUUUUUAGUAUCUAUGAUUCAGUGUUUUAUAAAAUGUGUGCUAUAUGCAUUGUCAACAAGAAGCUCUUCAUUGUUCAUAUGCAACGUGUGUGUAUCUGUUUUCACAGUUUCACAAUGGUAACAUUCCUCUGAGUUACUUGAAGUAGCUGAAGUAAAGCAUCAUGUUUUGUGUGCCAGCGCUAAAAGAGAGACAGAGACAUUUUCUAAGAGGGAUGCAGAUUUUGCCAAAAAAUGUCACAGAAGUCUAUCAUUGUAGUGUGCUGUUUGUAUUGCUGUGAUUAAGCAGAAAGUGGCCUCCUUAAUUUCCAAAUGUGAAUGGAUAUUCUAACUUUUGUGUUUAAUAUUUCUUGCUAUUUGAUUAUUUAUCACACGACUCCAGAUUGGUUGAAUGCUUAUUGUUUUGAGCUUUGCAGUUUUCAGAAUAAAACAUCAACCUUGUC
This is a messenger RNA of Perca flavescens (yellow perch), 3463 nucleotides long. It is a transcript of the gene top1b, whose product is annotated as DNA topoisomerase Ib. Bases 102 to 2411 code for a protein of 769 amino acids. Gene Ontology annotation, biological process: DNA replication; DNA topological change; chromosome segregation. Gene Ontology annotation, molecular function: DNA topoisomerase type I (single strand cut, ATP-independent) activity; DNA binding. Gene Ontology annotation, cellular component: chromosome; nucleolus. The transcript has 21 exons. The record is from RefSeq and is a predicted model, not a curated record. Lineage: Eukaryota; Metazoa; Chordata; Actinopteri; Perciformes; Percidae.